AAAGUCCUUCGCAAUGGAACUGAGACACUGUGGCUUGACGGCAAUUUCGAAAGGAACGAGUGAUUGAAGGGAACCCACCGCAUUAUAAUAGGAUUUACCAUUAGUAAAGCGCUGUGGAACUACCGCGUGCAGCUGAAGCUCCAAGGACAGCUGUACGCAAAGUGGGGUGAUGAGAGAGUAUAAAGAAGAGAGAGUCCAUGCUUUCUUAAUUUACCCCGCCCUCGCGUUCCUCUUAUUCCCCGCACCCAUCAUCUCUCCCUACUUUGUUCUUCUUCAUCUCUAUCAGACCAGAGAACAACGUAAUGGCCCUCGCUUCAAGAGACAGAAUCGAGCCCGGCUCCUUCAACGUUCCCCUCGGGACGUUUCCUGCAACAUGUUCAUCAACUGGCAUUGACGCCGACAAGAUUGCGUCGGAGGUGAUACGACUGCUGAACACGGCCUUGGGACUGAAGCAACCUCAGGAAAUCUCGAAACUGUUCCUUGAAGAUGGCUACUGGCGAGACCAUCUCGUCCUGACAUGGGACUUCCGCACCAUCAAGGGCCAGGAGAACAUCACCAAGUUCAUCCAGGAAAACCCCCGUUUGCUACAAGUAGAGAUCGACCGCUCAUCCGCCUUUCAUGCACCGGCUGUUUUCCCUAUCGAUGCCUUUGGCGAUGUAACCGGUAUUCAAUUUUUCAUAAAGGUCACUACCGACACAGGAAAUGGAAGAGGUGUUGUCCGACUGGCCGAGAAGGAUGGCGAGUGGAAGAUUUUCACAUUCUUCACGUCACUGUUGCAGGUUAAUGGGAGUGAGGAGAAGAUUAACCAUAACCGGCCGGUGGGCGUAUCGCAUGGUGAGCAUCAUGAUAGGCGGAAUUGGCAGGAUAGGCGCACCGCCGAUUUCAACUAUGACGGGAAGAGCCCGACGGUAUUAAUCGUUGGUGCUGGCCAAGCUGGACUGACAAUCGCUGCCCGUCUGAAAAUGCUCGAUAUUGAUACUCUGAUCAUUGACGAAGAAGAUCGCAUCGGAGAUAACUGGCGUAGGCGGUAUCACCAGCUGGUUCUGCAUGACCCUGUUUGGUUCGACCACAUGCCCUACCUUCAGUUCCCCGCAAACUGGCCCAUCUUCACGCCCAAGGACAAACUCGCAGAUUUCUUUGAAUGCUACGCCAAGCUUCUUGAGCUGAACGUGUGGACUAAAACCAAGCUCCAGUCUACAUCCUGGAGCGAUGCAAACAAUGUAUGGACCAUUCAGCUCCAACGACAGAAGGAAGACGGUACAGUCGAGACUCGUACUUUCAAUCCGCGUCAUGUCAUCCAGGCAACUGGUCACUCGGGCAAGAAAAACCUGCCUGAUUUUAAGGGCGUUGAGACUUUCCAGGGGACGCGCAUCUGUCACAGUUCCGAGUUCCCCGGUGCGGACCCCAAUAGCAAAGGCAAGAAGGCGGUUGUGGUCGGAUCCUGUAACUCGGGUCAUGACAUUGCCCAUGACUAUUUUGAGAAGGGAUACGACGUGACCAUGGUUCAGCGUAGUUCGACAUGUGUCGUCUCUUCCGGAUCCAUCACCAAUAUUGGGCUGAAGGGCCUGUACGAAGAGAGUGGCCCCCAGGUUGAAGAUGCCGACUUGUUCCUGUGGAGCAUUCCGUCGGAACUGUUCAAGGCGCAGCAGAAGAAAGUCACCGCGGUCGAAAACCAGAAUGACAAGGCGAUUCUGGACGGAUUAGAGAAGGCGGGCUUCAAAGUGGACCGCGGACCGGAUGAUGCAGGUCUACUGAUAAAAUACCUCCAGCGCGGUGGCGGUUACUACAUCGACGUGGGAGCCAGUCAGCUCAUUGUCGACGGCAAGAUCAAGGUGAAACAGGGACAGGAGAUCGCCGAGAUCAUUCCGGAGGGAUUGCGCUUCGCCGACGGCUCCCAGCUGGAGGCUGACGAGAUCAUUUUCGCAACGGGCUACCAGAACAUGAGAACACAGGCGCGCAUCAUCUUCGGCGACGAGGUAGCGGAUCGCAUCCAGAGUGUCUGGGGAUACAACGAAGAAGGCGAGAUACGCACGAUCUGGCAGCGCAGCGGACACCCCGGCUUCUGGUUCAUGGGCGGCAAUCUGGCGUUGUGUCGAUACUACUCACGUCUAUUGGCAUUGCAGAUCAAGGGUGUGGAACUGGGUCUCAAUCACUAAUUGUAAACUGGUGGUGGGGGUAUCAAGCUUGCUAUACAUUCUUUAAGCCGGGUAGAAAUAAAUCAGAAUGAAACAAUGAAAGAAACAAUGACCAUAACAAGCCUCGUUAAAGAUAUUGAUUCAACCAACCCUCUUGCGCCGCCACAUAGACUCCCAUCGUCAAGACAGACGUAUACAGCGCUGCAUCUUCC
Molecule: messenger RNA, 2347 nt
Organism: Aspergillus caelatus
Lineage: Eukaryota; Fungi; Ascomycota; Eurotiomycetes; Eurotiales; Aspergillaceae
Exons: 2
Coding region: 303-2156 (617 amino acids)
Molecular function (GO): flavin adenine dinucleotide binding; monooxygenase activity
Source: RefSeq, a predicted model, not a curated record